Messenger RNA from Coregonus sp. 'balchen', 16851 nucleotides. The record is from the annotation of a GenBank genome assembly. Lineage: Eukaryota; Metazoa; Chordata; Actinopteri; Salmoniformes; Salmonidae.
GUAUGACUUGUCUGCCUCUACCUUUUCACCUGAUGGAAGGGUAUUCCAGGUGGAAUAUGCCAUGAAGGCAGUAGAAAACAGCAGGUAUAUGAUCCUUCCCUGUUUGAAUGUUUUCAAUGCAGUACCCACAUGAUGGAAAAUGCACAAAUACCAUUUUUUGUACCCAAGUGUCUCAAUUUGUUGGUUCUUGUUCUUUCUGCUUACAGCACAGCAAUUGGGAUCCGAUGCAAGGAUGGGGUUGUGUUCGGUGUUGAGAAAUUGGUUCUCUCUAAACUUUACGAACAAGGCUCAAACAAGCGCAUCUUCAAUGUUGACCGUCACGUAGGAAUGGUAUGUAUUCAUCCAGACCACAUCCAUAGUGUAAAUACGGGGAGGGUGUUGACCAACAAAACUGAUGCGCACAUAACCAUGUGGCAAAAAACAGAUGGGUUAUUUUAUAAUCAAAGGAUUAUUGACAACAUGUAAGCUAUAUUUCUGAGCUCUUCUGCAAAUCUUUAUUGGAAACAUAAAAACAUUUACCCAAUGCACUUGUUUUGUCUUUCAAAUACAUUGUUAUUAGUUGGCUAGCUGGAUAAUCAAUCAAUCAAUCAAUUUUAUUUUAUAUAGCCCUUCUUACAUCAGCUAAUAUCUCGAAGUGCUGUACAGAAACCCAGCCUAAAACCCCAAACAGCUAGUAAUGCAGGUGUAGAAGCACGGUGGCUAGGAAAAACUCCCUAGAAAGGCCAAAACCUAGGAAGAAACCUAGAGAGGAACCAGGCUAUGAGGGGUGGCCAGUCCUCUUCUGGCUGUGCCGGGUGGAGAUUAUAACAGAACCAUGCCAAGAUGUUCAAAAAUGUUCAUAAGUGACAAGCAUGGUCAAAUAAUAAUCAGGAAUAAAUCUCAGUUGGCUUUUCAUAGCCGAUCAUUAAGAGUUUAAAACAGCAGGUCUGGGACAGGUAGGGGUUCCAUAACCGCAGGCAGAACAGUUGAAACUGGAAUAGCAGCAAGGCCAGGCGGACUGGGGACAGCAAGGAGUCACCACGGCCGGUAGUCCCGACGUAUGGUCCUAGGGCUCAGGUCUCUCAGUUGGCUUUUCAUAGCCGAUCAUUAAGAGUUGAAAACAGCAGGUCUGGGACAGGUAGGGGUUUCGUAGCCGCAGGCAGAACAGUUGAAACUGGAAUAGCAGCAAGGCCAGGCGGACUGGGGACAGCAAGGUGUCAUCAUGCCCGGUAGUCCUGACGUAUGGUCCUAGGGCUCAGGUUCUCAGAGAGAAAGAGAGAACGAGAGAAUUAGAGAGAGCAUACUUAAAUUCACACAGGACACUGGAUAAGACAGGAGAAGUACUCCAGGUAUAACCAACUAACCCCAGCCCCCCGACACAUAAACUACUGCAGCAUAAAUACUGGAGGCUGAGACAGGAGCGGUCCGGAGACACGUCAAAACAAGGGAUGGUAUCAAGAACAAAAUACAGCUAGCUGAAACAAGCGGUCUACAAUUCACCACACACCAGCUUCUAGUCAAUGUUGCUAGCUAUCUGAUCAGUGACAAUAAUACACAGCCUUUUACCUCUGGGUUGCUCAUGCAUUUGUCAUGACGUUGUCAACCCGUAUAUUUAUCUCGAAAGAACUUAAAGGUGGACUGAACUCUGCUGCUCAUUAAGAAAAACUGGAAUUGGGGAUGUGAUUGGGUGUGUUAUGUUUGUCCCUCUUGAGUCAUGGUAAAAAAUGUCACUCAAAAUAGAGUGAAUCUAAGAUAAAUCAAGACAUCUGUAAUAAAUUGACGUUUUUGUCAGAGAUGUUAGUCGUGCAAUUUUACAUCUAGCUAAGGUAUUUGGUAUUUCUCAAGUUAAAUGUGCAUGAAAACUAGCUAGUAGUGCAAUGCUGACAGUUUCGUGGCAGCUGCUGCUGCGCUCAGGACUGAUUUCUGAGAACAUGUCUAGAACUUCAGCAAGCUGUCAAUCUAGCUACACGCUGUUUAUCAGUGCCCAAAAUCACUAGCUAGUUUCAUCUGUGUUUGUCAUUGAAGCUAUCUAGUAGCUAGCAGGCACAUUGAGCAGGCAGGCCACGUUAGCUAAAUCCGCUUAUCAAGUCACUGGCGAGUGGCAAAAUGCUUCGGUGCCGUUUUUACAACUUUCUCACUAUUACCGAAGUGUGCGUCUGGCAUUUUUUCAUAGUGAAUCAUGUUACAGCAUGGAGCAGGUUUGUGUGUCUGUGGCGCUAUGUGAUAAACAGUGACUGUUUGAGCAACGGGCUGUCUUACCGUAGUGACACGGGCUGGAUAGAAUCAGUCUACUGUCUUCAGAACUGGAUAAUAAUUGCUUUAUUUGCCUGGCAAAAUAAUAGAACCAACAAUAUUAUUUAUUUUUCUAUCAUAAAGCAGUGAUUGAGAUUAGCCUAGGCUUAGGCUAUAGACAUGAAUUAUUGUUAUUUUUGAAAGCCACAACUUUAGGACAACACCUUCGUAUAUUGUCCCGUGUAGCUCAGUUGGUAGAGCAUGGCGCUUGCAACGCCAGGGUUGUGGGUUCGAUUCCCACGGGGGGCCAGUAUGAAAAUGUAUGCACUCAUUAACUGUAAGUUGCUCUGGAUAAGAGUGUGCUAAAUUAUGGAAAUGUGAUUUGGGAAAUACAGUGCAUUCGGAAAGUUUUCAGACCCCUUGACUCUUUCCACAUUUUGUUACGUUACAGCCUUAUUCUAAAAUUUAUUAAAUUGUUUUCCCCCCUCAAUCUACACACAGUACCCCAUAAUGACAAAGCAAAAACAGGUUUUUAGAAAUGUUUGCAAAUGUAUUAAAAAUAAAAAACGGAAAUAUCACAUUUACAUAAGUAUUCAGACCCUUCACUCAGUACUUUGUUGAAGCAACUUUGGCAGCAAUUGCAGCCUCGAGUCUUCUUGGGUAUGACGCUACAAGCUUGGCACACCUGUAUUUGGGGAGUUUCUCCUAUUCCUCUCUGCAGAUCCUCUCAAGCUCUGUCAGGUUUGAUGGGGAGCGUUGCUGCACAGCUAUUUUCAGGUCUCUCCAGAGAUGUUAGAUCGGGUUCAAGUCCGGGCUCUGCCUGGGCCACUCAAGGACAUUCAGAGACUUGUCCUGAAGCCACUCCUGCGUUGUCUUGGCUGUAUGCUUAGGGUCAUUGUCCUGUUGGAAGGUGAACCUUCACCCCAGUCUGAGGUCCUGAGCGCUCUGGAGCAGGUUUUCAUCAAGUAUCUCUGUACUUUGCUCCGUUCAUCUUUCCCUCAAUCCCUCAAUCCUGACUAGUCUCCCAGUCCCUGACGCUGAAAAACAUACCCACAUCAUGAUGCUGCCACCACCAUGCUUCACCGUAGGAAUGGUGCCAGGUUUCCUCCAGACGUGACGCUUGGCAUUCAGGCCAAAGAGUUCAAUCUUGGUUUCAUCAGACCAAAUAAUCUUGUUUCUCAUGGUCUGAGACUCCUUUAGGUGCCUUUUGACAAACUCCAAGCGGGCUGUCAGGUGCCUUUUACUGAGGAGUGGCUUCCAUCUGGCCACUACCAUAAAGGCCUGAUUAGUGGAGUACUGCAGUGAUGGUUGUCCUUCUGGAAGGUUCUCCCAUCUCCACAGAGGAACUCUGGAGCUCUAUCAGUGACCAUCGAGUUAUUGGUCACCUCCCUGACCAAGACCCUUCUCCCCCGAUUGCUCAGUUUGCCCUGGCAGCCAGCUCUAGGAAUAGUCUUGGUGGUUCCAAACUUCUUCCACUUAACAAUGAUAAGAGGCCACUGUGUUCUUGGGGACCUUCAAUGCUGAAAAACAUUUUUGGUACCCUUCCCCAGAUCUGUGCCUCGACACAAUCCUGUCUCAGAGCUCUACGGACAAUUCCUUCGACCUCAUGGCUUGGUUUUUGCUCUGACAUGCACUGUCAACUGUGGGACAUUAUUUAGACAGGUGUGUGCCUUUCCAAAUCAUGUCCAAUCAAUAAAAUGUACCACAGGUGGACUCCAAUCAAGUUGUAGAAACAUCAAGGAUGAUCAAUAGAAACAGGAUGCACCUGAGCUCAAUUUCGAGUAUCAUAGCAAAGGGUCUGAAUACUUAUUUAAAUAAGGUAUUUUGGUUUUUUAUUGUUAAUACAUUUGCUAAAAUUAUCUAAACCUGUUUUCGCGUUAUUAUGGGUUGUUGUGUGCAGAUUGAGGAUUUUUUAAAAAUUAAUUCAUUUUAGAAUAAGGUUGAAACGUAAAUGUGGAAAAAGUCAAGGGGUCUGAAUACUUUACGAAUGCACUGUAAGCUACUUUUCAUAACUAACUUGUCUUGAAGCUUUUAUGAUGGGCCAGUAGGAGGAAUGAGGAUAGGUUAUUGGCCAUUGAGUUUUCAACCUCGCUUGGAAGGAUUUUCCUGGCCUGCAUGGAUCAUUUAUUUCUUAAUAAGGUUAAACUUAAUUCAAUUUAUCAAUAGCCUAUAGAAAAAUCUAAUGACAUUGUUGUCUCAUUAUUAGUCCCCUGGCUACCUUAAGUUUUUAGGCUAUUCAAAGAACCUUUUGAGAUGGAAAUCCGUUACAUUCAUUGUUUGAUAGGGAGAAAUCCAUGCAUAAAAAAAAAAUGAAACUGUAUGCACUCACUACUACUGUAAGUCGCUCUGGAUAAGACCGUCUGCUAAAUGACUGAAAUAUAAAUGUAGAACGAUGAAGCCUUCAUAUUCAAAUCAAAUUUUAUUGGUCACUUACACAUAUUUUGCAAAUGUUAUCGCGGGUAUAGCAAAAUGCUUAUGUUCCUAGCUCCAACAGUGCCGUUAUACCUAACAAUACAUAAAAAUAGAAAGGAAUUUAGAAAUAUUAAUAUGUUUGUAUAUGAUGGUGUGUAUAGACUAGGGUUUCACAAACUCUGUCCUCGGGACCCCAAGGGGUGCACUUUUAGUUUUUUGCCCUAGCACUACACAGCUGAUUCAAAUAAUUAAGCUUUCAUCAUUUGAAUCAACUGUGUAGUGUUAGAGCAAAAACCAAAAUGUGCACCCCUUGGAGGACAGAGUUUCAGAAACGCUGGUAUAGACAGUAUAUGAUUGAAAAGGUGUGUGUGUGUGUGUGUGUGUGUAUAGCAGUAGUUAUAUAGGAUGAGACUAGAAUACAGUGUAUAUACACUACAUGGUCAAAAGUAUGUGGACACCUGCUCGCCGAACAUCUCAUUCCAAAAUCAUGGCCGUUAAUAUGGAGUUGGUCCCCCUUUUGCUGCUAUAACAGCCUCCAUUCUUCUGGGAAGGCUUUCCACUAGAUGUUGGAACAUUGCUGCGGGGACCUGCUUCCGUUCAGCCACGAGCAUUAGUGAGGUCGGGCACUGAUGUUGGGCGAUUAGGCCUGGCUCGCAGUCGGCGUUCCAAUUCAUCCCAAAGGUGUUCGAUGGGGUUAAGGUCAGGGCCAGUCAAGUUCUUCCACACCGAUCUCGACAAACCAUUUCUGUAUGGACCUCACUUUGUGCACGGGGGCAUUGUCAUGCUGAAACAGGAAAGGGCCCCAGACCAUUAUUCCUCCUCCACCAAACUUUACAGUUGGCACUAUGCAUUCGGGCAGGUAGCGUUCUGGCAGCCGCCAAAAUCUGAUUAGUCCGUCGGACUGCCAGAUGGUGAAGCGUGAUUCAUCACUCCAGAGAACGCGUUUCCACUGCUCCAGAAUCCAAUGGCGACAAACUUUACACCACUCCAGCCGACGCUUGGCAUUGCGCAUGGUCAUCUUAGGCUUGUGUGUGGCUGCUCGGCCAUGGAAACCCAUUUCACGAAGCUCCCGACGAAGAGUUCUUGUGCUGACGUUGCUUCCAGAGGCAGUUUGGAACUCGGUAGUGAAUGUUGCAACCAAGCACAGAUGAUUUUCAGCACUCUGCGGUCACUUCGCGGCUGAGCCGUUGUUGCUCCUGGACGUUUCCACUUCACAAUAACAGCAGUUACAGUUGACCGGGCAGCUCUAGCAGGGCAGAAAUGUAUGAACUGACUUGUUGGAAAGGUGGCAUCCUAUGACCGUGCCACAUUGAAAGUCACUUAGCUCUUCAGUACGGGCCAUUCUACUGCCAAUGUUUGUCUAUGGAGAUUGUAUGGCUGUGUGCUCAAUUUUAUACAUCUGUCAGCAACGGGUGUGGCUGAAAUAGCCAAAUCCAGUAAUUUGAAGGGUUGUCCACAUACUUUUGGCCAUGUAAUGUACAUAUAAAGUAGGUAAAACAGUGUUUAAAACAUGAUUAAAGUGACCAGUGUUCAAUGACUAUGUACAUAGAUAGGGCAGCAGUCUCUAAGGAAAGGGUUGAGUACCAGGUGGUAGCUGGCUAGUAACAGUGACUAAAGUUCAGGGCAGGGUACUGUGUGGAGGCUGGCUAGUGGUGACUAUUUAAGUCUGAUGGCUUGGAGAUAGAAGCUGUUUUUCAGUCUCUCGGUUCCAGCUUUGAUGCACCUGUACUGUCUAGAUGGUAGCGGGAUGAAUAGGCCAUGGCUCAGGUGGCUGAGGUCCUUGGCCUAAUAAUAAUAAUAAUAAUAAUAUAACAUUUAGCAGACGCUUUUAUCCAAAGCGACUUACAGUCAUGUGUGCCUUCCUGUGACACCGGGUGCUGUAGAUGUCCUGGAGGGUAUGGCCUCUGGAGAGCCAUGCGGUUGCGGCCGGUGCAGUUGCCGUACCAGGCAGUGAUAGUCCGACAGGAUGGUCUCAAUGGUGCAUCUGUAGAUGUUUGUGAGGGUCUUAGGGGCCAAGUUGAAUUUCAUCAGCCUUCUAAGGUUGAAGAGGCGCUGUUGCGUUUUCUUCACAACACUGUCUGUGUGGAUGGACCAUUUCAGGUUGUCAGUGAUGUGCACGCAGAGAAAUUUAAAGCUUUUCACCCUCCACUGCGGCCCCGUCAAUGUGGAUGGGGGGCGUGCUCCCUCUGCUGUCUCCUGAAGUCCUCGAUCAGCUCCUUCGUUUUGUUGACGUCGAGGGAGAGGUUAUUUUCCUGGCACCACUCCGCCAGGGCCCUCACCACCUCCCUGCAGGCUGUCAUCCAUGGAUCUGUUGAGGCGGUAUGCAAAUUGUAGUGGGUCUAGGGUGUCGGGUAAGGUAGAGGUGAUAUGGUUCUUAACUAGCCUCUCAAAGCACUUCCUGAUGAUAAAAGUGAGUACUACGGGGCGAUAGUCAUUUAGUUCAGUUACCUUUGCUUUCUUGGGUACAUGAACAAUGAUGGACAUCUUGAAGCACGUGGGGACUACAGACUGGGAUAGGGAGGGAUUGAAUAUUACAUUUACAUUUUAGUCAUUUAGCAGACGCUCUUAUCCGGAGCGACUUACAGUUAGUGAAUGCAUACGUUUGUUUUUUUCAUACUGGCCCCCCGUGGGAAACGAACCCACAUCCCUGCCGGCCAAACCAUCCCCUACCUUGGACGACGCUGGACCAAUUGUGCACCGCCCAUGGGUCUCCCGGUUGCGGCCGGCUGCAACAGAGCCUGGACUCGAACCAGGAUCUCUAGUGGCACAGCUAGCACUGCGAGGCACAUGCUCUGAGGACGUGGCUAUGGAUGCCAUUUGGGCCGGCGAGCCUUGCGAGGGUUAACACGCUUAAAUGUCUUACUCACGUCGGCCACUGAGAACGAGAGCUCACAGCAGUGGCCCACGUCGGUGGCACUGUUCUCCUCGAAGUGGGCGAAGGUAUUUAGCUGGUUUUCCCUUUAUAGUCUGUUAUUGUCUGGAGUCCUUGCCACAUACGUCUUGUGUCUGAGCCGUUGAAUUGCGACUCAACUUUUGUCUCUGGACGGUUUGUACUCGGCCAUGUUCCUAGUUACUUUGCCAUGAUUAAAUGGGGUGGUUCGCGCUUUGAGUUUUGCGAGAAUGCUGCCAUCAAUCCACUGUUUGGAUAAGUUCUAAUCGUCACAGUGGAACAACAUCCUCUGCACUUCCUGAUGAACUCAGUCACGAGUCAGUGAAUACGUCAAAUGUUAUUCUUAGAGGCAACCUAGAACAUAUCCCAGUCCAUGUGAUCACAACAAUCUUGAAGCAUAGAUUCCAACCGGUCAGACCAACGUUGAACAGUCCUUACCACGGUUACUUCCUGUUUUAAGCUUUUGCCUAUAGGAAGGGAGGAGCAGAAUGGAGGCGUGAUCGGAUUUGCCGAAGGGAGGGCAGGGGAGGGCCGGAAGGGGGAGGAGCAAUGGUCAAGAAUUCUUGAUGAGCGAGUAGCGCAGGUGAUGUGUUGAUAAAACUUUGAUUGCAUUUUCCUCAGAUUUGCUUUAUUAGUAGUGCGAACAAAGGAUCCAAUUCGGGAAAGACACAUUUCUGGUCAAAAUGUUGGUGAGUGACUGCUGAUCUAAUAUCCAAAAGUUAUUUUCGGCAAUAGGUAAUAAUGCUAGAAACGUUCUGAGCAAAUAAUGUAAGAAAUAAAACACACUGCAAUACUGCAAAGUUGGCUACGAGCUAGGAACAGGGCGACCAUGUCUGUCGGAGCCUAUCGAAUAGAGGGAGAAGGGAAUAUAGGCUACGGCUAAGGGCUAAACAUAAGAUGGUUAAGGAGUGUCUGUUAUAAAAAUAAAUAUAAUAGGUUUAGGCUAUAGCCCAUGCAUCCAACAGAGGGACAUUUUGCGGUGCUUUGGUGGAAUGUUAUGCUUUGUCUAGCCUACAUUCCCCUCUUGCGUUCUGUAUAACAUUUAUUAGGCUAAUGACUCUUAAUGUCACGCGUGUGCUGUGCGCUGCGAGACUGUUCUUUACUGCGGGGCGCCAGUCAAGUUCAAAUUGUCUAAACCAUCAUCUGUCACAUCACGAUGUCGUCACCAUCUACGAUGGCUGUCAAAUCAUUGUUGAUAGACGAUGCGAACGUAAUAUCACCCAACCCUACUUUCAACAUAACAUUGGCGAUGGGUUGUCUUAUCUAACAGCUUUGUAAUGUGGGCAGGUCUGUCUGUCUGUAGGUUCUGCCGUACGAUUGGAUAUAGUUCAUUCAGCGCAGCUGUUUCUCCGUGCAUGACAAUUCUCUACAUAGCUAGCCAUUAUACACCGGUUACUCAUUAAAAUGAGACUCAGCGAUUAUACAACAUUGCCACGAGCAGCAGGAUGCAGCACAGAUAUUGCAGAUAAGUGCGAUACUCAGUAUCUGCGUAUGGCCAAGAAUGCGUUUCACGCUGCUGCAACAUGAUGGCUGUGAUGACCAUAACAAUGGAGAAGUUUAGCAUCAAGCCUAACACUCUUAGUUGUUGCGGAAGUCGUCCCGACUCUGUUGUUUACUUUGUGCAUUGCUGAAUCUACCUUUAACUUUCUUACCCAUAGGCAGUGGCUGGACUACUGGCUGAUGCUCGAUCCCUGUCUGAGGUGGCCAGAGAGGAGGCCUCCAACUUCAGAUCCAAUUAUGGACACAACAUCCCACUUAAGGUAAAAAUAACUCUGUUGCUAUUAAUCAGUGUUUCCCUCAAACUUCUCGGAUACCCUGUCAGUUCCACAUAUUCGAUCUAUUCCAUAACAGGACUACUACACCUGAUUCAACUGGUUAACCUGUUUUGUCGACGUAUUCUGAAUUGCUUUGUCCCGAAGUCCUACGGACAGUCGUCAUAUUCCUUGAAUGGCAUAUAAUCUCUUUUUACAGCAUCUCUCAGAGAGAGUGGCCAUGUACGUUCAUGCCUACACGUUAUACAGUGCGGUGCGGCCGUUUGGAUGCAGCUUCAUCUUGGGCUCUUACGAUCAAGAUGAUGGUCCUCAGCUGUACAUGGUUGAUCCCUCUGGAAUCUCAUAUGUGAGUUAGGUUUUGGGUGUUUAUCCCUAAACGAACUCUGUCUGUCAUUAAUUUACUGUUGUCACACUACACUCGGCCGGUUUCCCGAAUCCAGAUUAAGACUAGUCCAGGAGUAAGAGGCAUUCCCAAUGGAGAUUUUACAUUGAGCAUGUGGUUUAGUCCUUGACUAGGUUUAGUCUGGGAAAAUUGCCAUUUAAAGGCCCAGUGCAGUCAUAAACGUGAUUUUCCUGUGUUUUAUAUAUAUACACACACAUUUACACACUGAGGUUAGAAUAAUAUUGUGGAAAUGAUAUGCCCUUUUAGUGUAAGAGCUGUUUGAAACGACUGCCUGAAAUUUCAGCCUGUUUUGGUGUUAUCGAGUUUUGGCCUACCAUGGUGACAUCACCAUGCGGUAAAUUAGUCAAUAGACCAAUAAGAAAGAGUUCCAAACCUUUCUGCCAAUAAGUUAGUAUUCCGUUUUUUCCUCCCAGACAGGCCUAGCAAAAUUAUUGCUUGAGAAAUUGCUCUUAGCUAAGAACCUAUUUUUGUUUCUUUUUUACCAUUUUUAAUUGAAAGUACUUAAUUGUUACCCAGAAAUGAUUUAAAUAGUAAGAUUAAAAAAAACUGCUGCUGCAUUUGACCUUUGAGGUGUUUGGACCUAUGCAAUGUAUUCAGAAGGGAAUGUUCGGUUGUGAACAUAUUACAAACUAUAUGUCAUCAUGCAGCCUUAAAGUGAUUACCUGAAAUGUGUAACAUUAGGCAAUGUUGUGAAAAUGAAUUAUUUUGUUUUAUUAAGGGUUACUGGGGAUGUGCUAUUGGAAAAGCCAAGCAAGCCGCCAAGACAGAAAUUGAAAAGCUUCAGGUAAGAAUAUUAAUUUAGCCAAGUUGUCCAAUUUCAUAAGAGAUGGGAAUAUCUUAGUUGAUUGUUUAACUAUGUAAGUCAUUGCUAUCAACAGAUGAAAGACAUGACCUGCAGGGAGUUGGUAAAAGAGGUGGCCAAAAUGUAAGUGUUUUUUGUUUUAUUAAAGGAACACACCUACUGUUGUUCAUUCUCAUCAAUAGCCUCCAAUCAAGGCACUGAGUAUUACUAAUGUGUUGUUGGAUGUUUGUUUUGGUUUUGUAGAAUCUACAUUGUACACGAUGAAGUGAAAGACAAAGCGUUCGAGUUGGAACUCAGCUGGGUUGGAGAAGGUAAUGCAGCUUCCUCUUAUAUACACUGGGUGUACAAAAAUUAAAGACACCUGCUCUUUCCAUGACAGACUGACCAGGUGAAUGCUAUGAUCCCUUAUUGAUGUCACUUGUUAAAUCCACUUCAAUCAGUGUAGAUGAAGGGGAGGAGACCGGUUAAAGAUUUUUAAGUCUUGAGACAAUUUAGACCACGAUUGUGUAUGUAUGCCAUUCAGAUGGUAAAUGGGCAAGACGGAAGAUUGAAGUGCCUUUGAACGGGGUAUGGUAGUAGGUGCCAGGCGCACCGGUUUGUGCCAAGAACUGCAACGCUGCUGGGUUUUCCACACUCAACAGUUUCCCGUGUGUAUCAAGAAUGGUCCACCACCCAAAGGACAUCCAGCCAACUUGACACAACUGUGGGAAGCAUUGGAGUCAACAUGGGCCAUCCUUGGAACGUUUCGACACCUUGUAGAGUCCAUGCCCCGACGAAUUGAGGCUGUUCUGAGGACAAGUCAAUAUUAGGAAGGUGUUCUUAUGUUUUGUACACAGUGUACAUAAUGUAUUUGUAAGUCAGCUAUUGUCUCCCGUUGUACAUCUGAAUUUGACAAACGAAACAAAGGUAGAAUUUUGUACCCUAGUCUAAGCCACCAGCAGUGUACCGGGUGAGCGGUCAUUGUAUUUGUUUUGUAACAGACCUGACCCUCCGUGUGAGCCAGGGUUUCCGUUAGCUGGUAAUAGCCGGCUUUUGGCUGAGAUGUUGUUUUUUUGCAGAUAAAUAAAAUUGCCGCUGGCCAAUUGUCCAGGAGAAAAAGAAAAAAAUCCCAUUGCGAAAUAAUGCUUUUGAGCCUAUUCAUUGAUUGAAAAAUCAGUCGAUGGAAAUACAUUUGACUGGUCACGCUUAUCAGUCUAUAUAGUUAAUUUGCAUAAUUUAGUGGAAUUAAAUUGGUGUAUGUACAAUAUAUUCAUUAUGUAGGCCUACCUUAUUUAUCACACACGUACAGCAUACAGAUACAAAUCUGUCAGACAGCGUGAGCGCUGCUGCUACACACAUCUCAAACAGCAAAUGCACAGGCAACAGAAGGUAGGCUUCAUCAGCGCGUCACACACCACUUUGAAAUGAGCUGGAGGCAGUAUGCAUUUUCAAAACAUAUACUUAAUUGUUUAAAACCGGAACGUUUUACUACAUAUUAUGAGGCAUGUCUUGCCUUGCUUCAAAGUAGCCUAGCCAAAAUCAGACCAUAUCCGUGGAGGCAAUUAUUUUAUUACAUUUACAUUUCUCAUUUAUAUCAAUAAUAAUAUAAUAUGCCAUUUAGCAGACGCUUUUUUCCAAAGCGACUUACAGUCAUGCGUGCAUACAUUUUUGUGUAUGGGUGGUCCCGGGGAUCGAACCCACUACCAUGGCGUUACAAGCGCCGUGCUCUACCAGUUGAGCUACAGAGGACCACAUUGUCCAGUAGCCAAAGGCACAAUCCUAGUCAUAAUAGCAACCCAUGCUAGUUGUUGCAUAUUAGAUCUACCCCUUUUCUAUUAUUUUCAACUCUUGUCACAUGAAACCGCUGGCAUGUGCGGUGAGCUUUUGACAACUGUGUUUUCCCGCUAAUUGCAUUAUGGAAGGAACAUUCACGCCUAGCCUACUGACUUGUGCUCAUUGCUGCUCUUAUAAUGUGAAUAAAUAAUAGUUGAUCAACAUUUUUAAGCUAAACUUUCUGAUCUGUUGCAUCGCUCAUUGCUUUUUAAUGUGUUUUAAUGUAGCCUAAGCCUACUGGUUGUACAACAACUGUCCCAGAGUCUGUUUUGGAAUAGGCUAUUUCUUUCUCGACAAGCUGACCAAUAGAAUAGGUCAACUUUUCUACUAUGGGGGAUAGCAGUUUGACAUAGGCUAGUGAUUUUGCUGUUUUACUGGUCUUGUUGGCUGAGGAAAAAUGUAAUAUGUACAUCUUCGAAGUGCGCAUCAGAAUUCGGUAAGAAGGACCGCACAUCAUUGCAUCCUCGACUUGCAUGUUGUUAAUAUGAAUUGCCAUAAUCUAAAUGUGAUUUCAGUCAUUCUGACCACCGUGGGUGGAUGCCCUAAUCGGGUUACACACCCAAUGCAUAUGGGUCUGGUCAAUUUCUCAAAUGUCCAGUAAAUUAAAAUGCUGCCGGUCAAAUGUCCUACGCAACAUUUUCCUAACGGAAACCUGGUGUGAGCAGAGUGUCCAACUCAAAUCUGAAAGUUAACCGAGCUCAUAACAAAGUGAUGUAUGGCAAGCAUGUGCAGUAAUGAGUUAGGAUUCUGUCGGACGCUCCACCAUCACCAGUUUUGACCAGCUACGUGACGGGCCAUCGCCCGAUCCAGUCAAAUCAAUCGCAGUUGAUGUUAUUCUUGAACUGAGUGGCAUAACUUCUGACCUUCAUUUCCCUUCACCAGUGACAAAUGGAAAGCACGAGCUGGUUCCAAAAGACAUCAGGGAGGAGGCAGAGAAGUACGCCAAGGUAUGCACCACGACCACCAGUUUAUAUUGCAUGGCAUUUCUGUGACCUGGGUUUAAAACAGUGCCUUCAGAAAGUAUUCACACAAGUAUUUUUCCACAUUUUGUUGUUACAGCCUGAAUUUAAAAUGGAUUAAAUUUAGAUUUUGUGUUAUUGGCCUGCACACAAUACCCCAUAAUGCGUCAAUAAGUAUUCAACCCCUUUGUUAUGGCAAGCCUAAAUAAAUUCAGGAGUAAAAAUGUACCUAACAAGUCACAUAAGUUGCAUGGACUCACUGUGUGCAAUAAGUGUUUAACAUUGUUUUUUAAUGACUACCUCAUCUCUGUACCCCACACAUACAAUUAUCUGUAAAGGUCCCUCAGUUGAGCAGUGAAUUUCAAACACAGAUUAAAUCAAAGACCAGGGAGGUUUUCCAAUGCCUCACAAAGAAGCGUAGAUGGGUAAAAAAAAAGCAGACAUUGAAUAUCCCUUUGAGCAUGGUGAAGUUAUUAAUUAUACUUUGGAUGGUGUAUCAAUACACCCAGUCACUAGAAAGAUACAGGCGUCCUUCCUAACUUUUUGGGGUCAUGCAGCAAGACAAUGAUCCUAAACACAUAAUCAAGUCUACAUGAAAAUGGUUAAAAAGCAACAAAUGUGAAGUUUUGGAAUGGCCUCGUCAAAGUCCAGACCUAAUCCCAAUUGAGAUGUGGCAGGACUUGAAACAAGCAGUUCAUGCUUGAAAACCCACAAAUGUCACUGAGUUAAAACAGUUCUGCAUGCAAGAGUGGGCCAGUCAUUGCAGCUAAAGGUGGCAGAAGCAGUUAGUGUAAGGGGGAAUUACUUUUUCACACGGGAAUUGGGUGUUGCAUAACUUUGUUAAUUAAAUAAAUGAAAUAAGUAUCUGUUUUUUGGGGGGGUUUUGGUUGAUGAUCUGAUAACAUUCAGUAUCAAAACUCUUAAAAAAUAGAGAAUCAGAAAGGGGGAAAAUACUUUUUCACGCCAUUGUAGCUGGCCAUAAAUGUUGCAUUUUACUUUAUGGGUUGGUUAUGUAGGCUUCUUUUAACCCAUUACUUUCUACUACAUAAUAAUAUGAUUAGGCUAUAUCUUUACAUUGAAAACCAAAGUCUGCCAGAGUUCCAUUCAUUCCAAUGAAUUUAGAUCAGCCAUUGUUUUACCUGAGCAAAACCCAAAAACGAACGAUUUAUAAGCCUACUCUGUUUGAUUUUGUUGUCAUAGAGGACUGAUUGGGCUCAUUGCUUCGAGUUGUAAAAACAAAUGCUGCUCUAAUGGAAUGGCAUGCUUUGAGCACUACCGAAAAGUGCUAUUUGCAUCUGGAAAAAUGAAUGCCAUAUGCUGCAUUUCCUAUAGGACAAUUGUUGGUGACACUUUGGUAUCUCGAUAUUUUGAAGCUGUUUAAGUCUAUCCAAAGUGCACGAGUUUGAGCAUGUGGCUGUUAGGCCUAUGGAUUAUAAUUAGUUUUUAUCAGCAUGAAUUAGAUUUCUCAAUAAAAGCCCCACUCUUCUUAAAUUAAACUUAUUUCUGACAGUAUGGAGCACAAUACCACGGAGGAGUUUAGAAGUAAACUCCCUCAAACUUGUAUUCCUUAGGCUGGGAUCCACAUAGCAGCUGUUGCAAGAGCACAUUUUUCACUGGCUGUCCACUGGUCGCAAAAACAAUGAUUGAUAGGCAGCUUAAAUUUAUUCAAUUCAACCAUUAUUGGGUUAAAAUACAAAUAACCACAAUCCGUAAGGCGCAUCGCCCGAAGGCUACACAACUGCUGUCGUCAAUAGCUCCUAGCGUUUAUUCAAGUUGGAUAAUCUUUUGAUGCCGACUGCUGUCGUACCAUUGGAAGACAUGGCUUGGACUGUAGCCUACAAAAGCCUAUUCCUGCUCGUUUCCCGUGAGCCAUCAAACACAUUUGGUGCAUCGUCAGUGGUCUCUUGACUUGUGGUCAUACUCGCUCAGGCGGGGAAAACUUAAACUUGCACCUCUUUUCAAUGCUGAUUUGAAUGUCAUUGAGAAAACAAACGUGUCAAAUAAUUUUUUCACAAACAUCCUUUCUGAAUUUAAAAGUAGUCCUAGAAGUAAUCAAGUUUUUCAAAAGUAUCUGAUUACAAACAAAAAUCUGGUAACGUAACGGGUCAUUUUUUUGGUAAAAAAAAAAAAUCAUUAACCAUGUUUUAAUGCGAGUAAAGUCAUACCGUAUAAAAAAAUACAAAUUAACGACAGCGGUGAUGGAAACAGGAAGUUUCGGUACAAUUUCAUAAAUGCAGACAGAUGAUUUGUUAUUUCGAUAUUGUGGGAUCUUUUUGUCUGUUGAUAUAUUGAUAUAAUAACCAUCAUAUCGAAGUAAACAUGGAGUCGCCAUGAUAUGGUGUGUGGUCCUCCCACUACGACUCGGGAAACCAUGCAAUUUAUUAGGCUACAGAUGAAAAGUUAAACUUCACAGGGUGGUAACUGGACUGUAUCUACGAGCUGUUGGCUACAGCGCACGUCCCAAAACCAGAGUAUGCACAUUAACUAUUUAACCCAAGUUUUUGUGACAACUAUCGGGUAGAGUUGAAAAUGCGAUGGAAACGCAUUGAACUUUCUAUUUAUUUUGGUACAUGAAAAGUACAUUGUGUGCACUGUCAUCACGCGCUGAUUUUUAUCCUCAACAAGUCCAUUUGGUGGAAACACCACUGGUGGGAAAAUUCACAUUUUCUUAAUGCUGAUUUUAGAAUAUUUGCAUGAAAAUCAGUCACCAAUUGGAUGAAAACCUAGCUAGUUACAUGUAAUCCAUUACUCCUUAUCCCUGGCCUUUAGCAUGAUAAUAAUAAUCGUCUUUAGGCAGAUGGAAAGGCUUUCCCCAAAAUCUUCUCAAUUAAGUACAAAGUAGCCUAUGCCUACAGGGCAGAAUCAUGAUUAUUUACAUCAAUCCAGUGGGCAUUUAUUUUGCAAACUUCACAGGUGUUCUACAGAAACACUGCUAAACAAAGUGGUAGGUGCACUUGAAUUAAAGAGUAACUACACUCAAAUCAUAAUUUUUUUCCCAGACCUCAAAAGGGAUCUACAGAUGUGGUUUAAGCAUUGUUGUGGACUUAGAACAAACAAUUUUGUAGUUUUUCUAUUAUAAUAAGUGAUCUUUUUGGAGCAAAAAAAUGAAAUCAGUCCUUUGGUCAGCUUAAUUUUUUUGUGGUAUCGUGAUACUAAAUCUGGUAUCGAAGUCAAAAUUCUGUUAUCGUGAUAGCAUUCAAAUCUGUCUUGCUGGUGUCUAAUUCACAAUGCUUCUUGCUUCCACCAUAGGAUUCUUUGGAGGAGGAGGAUGACUCUGAUGAAGACAACAUGUAAACUCAAUUCUGCGGUUUCUUCACUCGUCACAUACACCUACUGACAGGACAGCUCUCCAAGAAACAGACAGUUAUUUUGUAUGUUUUGUAGUUAAUGGACUAUUCAUGUAAUUUCUUUCCCUUUUGGUUUGAUGGAUUACACAGCGUUGAAAUAAAAGUUGAUGAGUACUGUUUAUACUAAAAGCAUCUUUGACCAUUUUUUAAAACUAAAUACAGUCAACAAGGGUUUGCCUGAGUAAUUUGUUAUUUCUUUGCCAAUGUAUAUAGUACCGGUCAAAGGUUUGGACACACCUUCUC